AUCCUCUAUAAAUUUAUGGGGUUUUUAUUGAAUGAAUGAUGUCUUCAGGGAUCACGAAGAGCACAGGUUUGAUGGCAGUGAAGCUGACCGCUCUCGGCAGACCACAAUUACUUCUGCAACUGUCGGAGGUGAUAAUGCGCGCGCGCAACUACAUGCAGCAGAUAGCGGGCGGCACGGGCAACGUGCUCACCCACCACAAGACCAUCGAGGACUUCCAGCGUUACCUCGGCGAGCACUCCUCCAAGCCGGAGGUGCAGGACUUCAUGAAGAAGAUCACUUCCGAUAAGGAGGGCGUUCUACACCUGUUCCCCUGGGACCGCAUAGUGCACCUCUUCCCCUGGUCGAACAUCCUGGACAAGGACAUGAAUCUGUCCGACUCGUUCCGGGUCCCGGACCCGAAGACCGGUCAGAUGCGUCGGCUGAUCUCGCAGAUCUCGCCCAAAGAGGAGGAGAUGUUCCGCAACAUGCUGCGGAGGCUGAACAACAUCAUACAGGUCGCGGCGGAGGCGGACGUGCGCAUCAUGAUCGACGCGGAGCAGACGUACUUCCAGCCGGCCAUUGCGAGGAUCUGCUUGGAGAUGAUGAGGCGGUAUAAUAAGGGCAGGUUCGUGGUGUUCAACACAUACCAGACGUACCUGAAGAACACGUACAACGAGAUCGUGACGGACCUGGAGCAGGCCGAGCGGCAGGACUUCUACUGGGGCGCCAAGCUCGUGCGCGGCGCUUAUAUAGAGCAGGAGCGAGCGCGAGCGGCCGCAAUGGGCUACGAGGACCCGACGUGCGAGAGCGUAGACGCCACUACCAACUCGUUCCACCGCUGCUUGAAGGAGAUCCUUAGCAGAGUCAAGGGCGAGCGGCAACAGAAGCUCGGCAUAAUGGUGGCGUCGCACAACGAGGACACGGUGCGGUACGCGAUCGAGCUGAUGCGGCAGCACGGCAUCGCGCCCGACGAGCGCGUCGUGUGCUUCGGCCAGCUGCUCGGCAUGUGCGACCACAUCACCUUCCCGCUCGGCCAAGCCGGCUAUUCGGCGUACAAGUACGUGCCGUACGGGCCCGUCCUGGAGGUGCUGCCGUACCUGUCGCGGCGCGCGAACGAGAACCGCGGCUUCCUCAGCAAGAUCAAGAAGGAGAAGGGGCUGCUGCUGAAGGAGAUCGGGCGCCGCGUGCUCACGGGCCAGGCGUUCUACAAGCCCACCGGCAGCUAUACGCCGGUGUAGGCGCCGCGGCGCCGCGUACGAGUUUCGGUUUUUUUUCACUCACCGCUUCGGUUAGUUUUCAGCGCCAUCUCGCGGCGCCCGCCGGUACUAGGACGACAUUAAUUUUUGUUCGGUUUAAAUUUCAAAUCGCAGGUGGAGGCGCGUGGGCGGGGAGCGGCGUUGGAAACACGGCGUUGGCGCUGCGAGCGUGGUAGGUUAGUUGGAUAGACAGCUCUGGUUUCGCGUGUAUUGUAUGUACAUAUUAUUGCCGCCGGUUGCUCGAAUGUUGGGUUGUAGUUUUCUUUUUUUUU
Messenger RNA from Zerene cesonia (dogface butterfly), 1507 nucleotides. Its product is annotated as proline dehydrogenase 1, mitochondrial-like. The record is from RefSeq and is a predicted model, not a curated record. The transcript has 8 exons. Gene Ontology annotation, cellular component: mitochondrion. Bases 36 to 1217 code for a protein of 393 amino acids. Gene Ontology annotation, molecular function: proline dehydrogenase activity; FAD binding. Lineage: Eukaryota; Metazoa; Arthropoda; Insecta; Lepidoptera; Pieridae.